This is a messenger RNA of Scatophagus argus, 1511 nucleotides long. Its product is annotated as red-sensitive opsin-like. The coding region runs from base 438 to 1511 and encodes 357 amino acids. Gene Ontology annotation, cellular component: photoreceptor outer segment; membrane. The record is from RefSeq and is a predicted model, not a curated record. NCBI's taxonomy places the organism in Eukaryota, Metazoa, Chordata, Actinopteri, Scatophagidae. Gene Ontology annotation, biological process: G protein-coupled receptor signaling pathway; phototransduction; visual perception. Gene Ontology annotation, molecular function: G protein-coupled receptor activity. The transcript is spliced from 6 exons.
UAAAUUUGACCUAAUGUUUAGGCUUGUGGUGGUUUGUUGCUAUUGUAGGACUGCAGCAAGAAGGCCAUUGAUGGCUCAGUUUCCAUUAUUACAGUUUACAUUAGUUAUGUGUUAAUUAAACACCUUGUAGCUAAUCCCCAUUUUGACAAAGUGGACAGAUAUCCGCUGUCGAACAGGAUUAUUCAGGCAUUUUGCAUCUUAACCUAAUAAGUUUACGGUUUUAAUUACAGUUCACCAGUUUGCUUGUGCUUGCCUUGCCAAGAGUAUCUCGGUCCAGCAGGACACCAUGGCAGUAAUUUGACCUAAUCCUAUCUGAUGUUGCUUAAGCAAAAGUAUAAGAGCAAAAGUUAGAUGUGUUAGACGAGUCACACAAGGAGACUAUAAGCAAGAAAAGAGCGAGAACAGCCGACUGAAGGGGACCUUCUUGUGGGAUCAAAAUGGCAGAAGAAUGGGGAAAACAGGCAUUUGCUGCCAGGCGGAACCAUGACGAUACAACGAGGGAAUCUGCUUUCACUUACACAAACACCAAUCAUACAAGAGAUCCAUUUGAGGGUCCCAAUUACCACAUUGCUCCUCGAUGGGUUUACAACGUUGCAACAGUCUGGAUGUUUUUUGUGGUCGUGGCAUCAGUCUUCACCAAUGGCCUCGUCUUGGUGGCCACAGCAAAAUUCAAGAAACUCCGUCACCCUCUGAACUGGAUCUUGGUCAAUCUUGCUAUUGCUGAUCUCGGAGAGACAGUUUUUGCCAGCACCAUCAGUGUAUGCAACCAGAUGUUUGGUUACUUCAUUCUUGGACACCCAAUGUGCAUCUUUGAGGGCUAUGUUGUCUCAGUUUGUGGCAUCACUGGUCUCUGGUCCCUGACUAUCAUCUCCUGGGAGAGAUGGAUAGUUGUGUGCAAACCUUUUGGAAAUGUCAAAUUUGAUGCCAAAUGGGCCACAGCUGGAAUAGUGUUCUCCUGGGCCUGGUCAGCAGUGUGGUGUGCUCCCCCCAUCUUUGGAUGGAGCAGGUACUGGCCUCAUGGACUGAAGACUUCCUGUGGACCUGAUGUAUUCAGUGGAAGUGAUGACCCUGGAGUCCAGUCUUACAUGGUUGUUCUUAUGAUUACAUGUUGCAUCAUUCCUCUGGCUAUCAUCAUCUUGUGCUACUUUGCAGUCUGGAUGGCUAUCCGUGCUGUUGCGUUGCAGCAGAAGGAAUCAGAGUCAACCCAGAAAGCUGAGAGAGAAGUAUCCAGGAUGGUUGUUGUCAUGAUCUUUGCAUAUUGUUUCUGUUGGGGACCUUACACCUUUUUUGCCUGCUUUUCUGCGGCUAACCCUGGAUACGCCUUCCAUCCUCUGGCUGCUGCCAUGCCUGCAUACUUUGCCAAGAGCGCCACAAUCUACAACCCUAUUAUCUAUGUCUUCAUGAACCGACAGUUCCGCGUAUGCAUCUUGAAGCUCUUUGGCAAAGAAGCAGAUGAUGGCUCUGAAGUAUCAACAUCAAAGACAGAGGUCUCCUCUGUGUCUUCCGAAUAA